AUGGCCACCACCACCACCACCACCACCGUCGAUCCCGACCGCCCUCCUCCUCUCCGGCUUGACUCUAUCCCCACCGUCGACCUUCGUCUCCUCUCACAAUCAGAACUCUACUCCCUCUCCAAGUGCUCCAAUUCCUCAUUCGAUCUCAACCGCUGUGAUGACGUUGUAAUCCCCAAAAUCGACCGCUCCGUUUUCAAUGAAUCCGCCGGUAGCCGUAAACAAACUUACUCACGCCUUCGGCUUGCACCCGCCGAGUCCUCCACGUCCGCCAAAACCACCAUGCACCGCCGGACGUCUCACAUCCGUUCGCCACAUGCACCCACUUCCAACAAUAUUAAUGACCCCGAACAAGCCGAAAACACUCAGAUCGUUCGUAUGUUGAAAGAGCUCUUUAAUUCAGAUCCUAAUUUUGAGGAUUUAGUUCCUAUUGAGGUCCAAAACGAUACCAAUGUCGUAGUGCCUGAAUUGUUGAAACCUGAGAUGAAGCGAAAGCGAGGGAGACCACGAAAGCAUGAGAAUGCGGCUUUCAUCCAUCCCCCGGCUGCCAAGAGAAUGCGUGAUAUUAUGGUCAAGAAAGUAGUUGUCUUUGAUAAUGAUAGGGAUAGAGAAAUUGUGAAUAGUAGAGGCGUGAAAGUAAACAUAGCGAAUCUGGGCAGGUUGGAGGAUCCCUACGGACCUGAAAUUAGGAGGAGGACCGAGGGAAUGUUGACUGAAGGUGAGUUGUUAGGGUUUUUGGGAGGUCUGGAUGGCCAGUGGGGGACUAGUAGAAAGAAGAAGAGGAUUGUGGAUGCAAGUGAUUUUGGAGAUGCUUUACCUAAAGGCUGGAGGCUGAGCCUCUCUAUCAAGAAGAAAGCAGGUCGUGUUUGGUUAUUCUGUCGUCGUUACAUAAGCCCUAGUGGUCGGCAAUUUGAGUCUUGCAAGGAAGCAUCUAUGUACUUGCUCUCUAUUGUUGGAGAAGAAAAAUUGGAUAAACCAAAUCAAACUCACAGUAACAAUUGUGAUGACUUUGCCUUGAAAGGAGCUUCUGGGAAUGCUGCAGAUCUUUUUGUUCGAGAAGACUUAAAAAGAAUUAGCUCUGUUCAAAAUCCAUCAGCACUGCCGACUUCAUUACAUACAGACUCUGGGAAGCAAGUCAUGCCCGGCAAUUUGGAUCCUGUUGUUGAACAAGUUGAAGAGCUUUUCAAGUGCCUCAAGUGCUUCAUGAUAUUUGAAGGAAAGAUGGGUUUAUUGAACCACCAGGUGUUAUUUCACAAGUAUGAAAGAUCUGACAUUGGUUCAGCAGUUUCUGAUUGUACUGUAGUAAAAGGUGGAAUAUUUGAGUGCCAGCUCUGCCAUAAGACAUUUUUAGAAAGGAGCCAGUAUAAUGGACACAUUGGGAUGCAUGUGACAAAUGAGAGCAGGACUGCUGAAGCAUCAGAAGCUCCAACUGCAGAAAAGACUAAUGACCCUGUAUUGUAUCCUGGAGUUCCUGACAAGGAGUUGCCAGCUUCGGUUUCAGCAGAAGGCAAUGUUGUAAUAGAAACUCAUGAUGCACAUCAUGGUGAUAAAAUUAUAUCUGCAUCCCCUCAAAGUGAUCAUAAGUUAAGUUCUGGCACAGAACUUAAAACCAACGAGCAUUUUCGUGACCUUAACAUUCUGGCUCAUGGUAAUCAGGAAGGCCAUGUUAACAUGAAUGGAGUUGUUUUAGUUGAAAAAUCUGGUGAUGAGAUUGGAAAGAACUGUAAUGUAGAUGACAAUGAAGUUCCUGGAACAGACAAAGCUCCUGUUGUUUCUGUUUCUAAAUCUGAUCUUUGUUUUGAUUAUGAACCUUCCAUGUCUGCUUAUGAAAGCAGUAGGAAGUUUGAAAGUUCUGGUGGAAUAGUUGAUCGUGUUGAUGACAAAACAGAGUGUGAUCUUGAUCAAGGUACUAGUUCUGGAGGCUGUCUGCUUUCUCCAUUUUCCAGUAAACAGUUGGGCAGUGCCAGUGCUGUUGUUGAGAAAGAUGGAGUUUCUAAUGGUCAAGAUGCAGUUUCUGGAAAUGGGGUUACCCAUGUUGACAAACCGGAAUGCAUUCUUAAGCAGGGAAGAAGUUCAGGAAACAGUCCUCCAUAUAUAAAUGAACCGAUAGGCAGUUCUGGCGGUGUCGGGAAAAUUGUAAUCGGAGAGUAUGCUAGUGUUGAGGUGCUCAAUCAUGCCGUUUCUGAAACUGGGGUUCCGACUUCAAGCAUCGGUGGGAAAAAGGGCUUUAGAGCAAACAUAAAUGAUACAAAUAUCUGUAGUUCGCUUGACAAGUUGACGCCUGAAAAGGAGAAAGUUGUUAAUAGCGAGUCAUCAUCUGGGGUUUUCCAUGGUGUUGGGCUUAAUGAGGAUUGUGUGGUUGAAAUGGAGAAGCUUUCUGGUUCAGAAAGUCUUUCCCUUGUUUCACCAAGUAGUGCUGUCAAUAAUGCAAGUCUGAUAUCUUCCAAAAAACAAGAGUCUCCUCGAGAAGUAGGUUUUGCUGGCAGCAUAAUUGCUGCAUCUGUUGAUCAGGUUACUCAUGCUUCUGAUGAGAAUAGAUUUUCUUAUGGCAUUGCAAGUUCCAAACUUGAUGGACAAUAUGAAGUCAGGAGCAGUGCAUUUGCCAGCUAUAAUGUCUCAAGUAUGUAUGGCGGGACUUGUAUGGAGAAGGAGCGCAAUUUUAUAAGUCGUUCAUCUGUCUCAUCAUGGUGCAAAAAAGAAUGUAUGAAUGAAGAUGUUGGGAGCAAGGUUCUAGUUUCCACUAUGAAGGAACCUCAGACACAAAUGAGCAAGGAAAAUUUCCACAUGGAGAAUGAUGUAAACAAUGCUUCUUCAAACAAGUCAGGGGAAGCCAAUUUAGAUGACUUCCAAAUAUUUAGGAACGAUGAAUCAAAGGACAAUGAGGUUGCUUCUUUGGGCAGCAGCCAGAAUGGCUUAAAUGCGGGUGUUAUGGCUUUUAAUACGGGGAAAAACCUUGAAUUUUGUUCACUUGCUCCCCCUGAGAAUGAGCAAGCAUUUGGGUUCCAAGAUGAUGUAAGUGGCCUGUAUGACAAUGCUCAUGGGAGCUCUGAAAGGGGAUUGCUUGAUCAUUUUUGCGUUGCUGAAACUUCUGAUGAUAUUUUUGGAAAUAAGAUGUAUUCCACACCACUAGAUGGGCUUAAAUUUGGUGAAGAGAGAAAUAUUGGCAUCCAUGAGUUAAGUCUUGCUUUUGGGAAUCCUCAUGCGCUAUAUGCAGAUACAAUUAGUGUCGAGCAGAAAAAAGGUGUGAAUUGUUCAGUAGUUCCAUCUAAGAUUGAGGACGCUUUUGACGUCCAAACGAAUUUGAGUAUGGUUAACAAUAGUAUGGUUGAGGAUCUCAAAGGGGUAAGAGAGUCAGUGGGCGGAUCAUUUAGCUUAUCUUGUAACAAUGAGGCUAGGGCUUUUCAACAUAAUGGUAAUACAGUUUUCUCGGGCAGAACAUGGGAAGAUCUCGGAUCAGAUGAAUUUAGAAGUUCUGAACGCAAGAAGUUUAUGAUUGGCUCCAGUAGCAACCAACGCCAGCUUAAUGAGGUUGUGCCUAGUGGUAUGUGGAAAACCGACGAUAGAAAUCAACUACAAAGUGGUUCAGCAAAUCGUCAUACACAGAUCCAGUCACCGAGCGGUUUUCAUUCCUUUGACAUAAUGUCCGACAAGGCUGAAGAUGGACUCUUUAGACUUGAUGAAAGAUAUAAAGAUGGUUCAAGUGUCGGUGGACUCAGAUCUGGUAGAUCUGAACCUCUGGAAUUCAGAUUCCUAACAGGUCAAUCCGAACAUAAUCCACAUGCUCUUCAAGGGGAUUCCAGGGUCUUUCCGUAUAACACGGGAAUGGAGCAAGCUUUUGAUUCUCCUUUUUGGAUGGGAAAGAAUUCUAUGAUGCCGAAUAUGGCUAGAAAUCUGGUUACUGGUUUAUGUUCUUGGUGUAGAAAUGAAUUCCAUUUCCAUCCCCAAACACAAGCUGGAAUUGGUUCUCUAUGCCCGGCUUGCAGUGCAGGAAUUUCUGGGCAAGUCAACAUGUUGUAGCAUAGCCUGUCUUUGGAGAUUUCUGCUUUAGUAGGACAUGGAGGCAGAAGGCAAAGAAGAUGGGGACACAUGAUAUGUAAUUAAGACCACCUAUAGUAAUGGAUAUUGGUCACUUUUGGUAUGCUUUUUGAAAUAUCAUGAAUUAGUUAAACCUCAUAUUUCUAUAACCAUGUUUAUUGCUUUCUCUUGAUAAAUAUCGAGUGGUGAAAGCAACGCUUAUAAGUGAAUCUUAUUAUCGAUUUUUCCUCCUGGUGAAGAGGUAUGAUUCUUCUAACCCUAAUAGCAAAAACAUGAAUGUUGAUUAUGAAACUGAGAAGCCAAUUGUAUUUUGUAUAU
Molecule: messenger RNA, 4350 nt
Organism: Cynara cardunculus var. scolymus (artichoke)
Lineage: Eukaryota; Viridiplantae; Streptophyta; Magnoliopsida; Asterales; Asteraceae
Exons: 5
Coding region: 1-4014 (1337 amino acids)
Molecular function (GO): DNA binding
Source: RefSeq, a predicted model, not a curated record